AUGAACGCGAGCGCGGUCGCGCGGAUCGCGAGCGCGCAGCUGCGAGACAUGUUCCGCGUCUUGUCCGACGACGACACCGCGUCCGGGCUGCUCGAGCUGCUCGCGGCGAACCCCGCGGCGAGAGACGUCGCCGCGGCGCGCGAGGACAUCGAAGCCAGCGCGGGGUGGUACGUCGGUCUCGUCGAGACUCGGCGGCGGACGUUACUCCGUCGGAUCGCCGCGUAUCGCCGCGAGAAGGACGCCGCGGAGAAGAAGAAGAAGAACGAGGGCAGCGGUGGCGACGGCGCGAGGUUCGCGAAGACGUACGCGACGCGGAAGAUCGUCGCGUCGACGCCGCCGCCGGGCUGCGGCGCGGAGGAGGAGGAGGACGACGAUGAAGAAAAAGACGCCGCAGCCGCGCCGCCGCCGCCGCCGCCGCCGCCGACGAUUCGCGUCACCGUCAACAUGACCGAGUACGAAUACGACGCGGGCGGCGUCCAGGAGCUCGUGUUCCACGACCUGACGCUGACGAACGUCGGCGACGACCCGAUCGCGCUCGGGCUCGGCCGCCGAGGCGAUCGCGUCGUCGUCAUCGAUCGCGACGACCCGCGCGUUCGAACGAGAGUAACGGUCGUCCGACCGACGUUCACGUUCGGGUUCGACCCGAGCGUGACGUUCACCGGCGGGUCGUACGCGGCGUGGCCGAACGAGUUUCGCGUCGGGUGUUGGAGCUCGGCGCACGGCGGCGGGGACGACGCGGAGAGCGUCGCGAGCGCGGACAACGCGCCGCGCGCGGACUUUGACGUCGCGUCGAACUGCACGGCGACGGCGGCGGUGACCGGACCGAGCCGCCAGUCGACCCGAGCCGGUGGACCCGAGCCGCCGGUCGCGAUGCAGGUCUACGCGACGUUUUCAAACCGCUCGGUCUCGCUGACGUUCGGCGGCGCGGAGCGCGGCGACGGCGUGGACGGCGCGCCCGUCGUCUUGUGUCCCGGGUGCGCGGUCACGCUCGGGAAGGUGUCGUUUUAUCAGCGGUUCUGGUCCGCAUUUCAACGCGGGAUCGCGACGUUGAACUUGAAGGGCGUCCCGGACGUCCGCGUGCGGUUGGGCGACCGGUGCGGCGGCGGCGGCGGCGGCGGCGACGACGCGCGCGCGACGACGCCCGUCGCGGGCGGGCGAACGUACCCGACGCGACGCGGAUGACGACGGCGCGCGGCGUCGGUUCUCCCUCCCUCGGCUUUCUCUCCUCUCGAUUUCGAUUACGAAACACGAAGAUGCUACAG
Micromonas pusilla CCMP1545 is the source of this 1262-nucleotide messenger RNA. RefSeq lists its product as uncharacterized. Bases 1 to 1182 code for a protein of 393 amino acids. Lineage: Eukaryota; Viridiplantae; Chlorophyta; Mamiellophyceae; Mamiellales; Mamiellaceae. The record is from RefSeq and is a predicted model, not a curated record. The transcript has a single exon.